This is a messenger RNA of Sphaerulina musiva SO2202, 908 nucleotides long. Its product is annotated as short-chain alcohol dehydrogenase. Bases 121 to 816 code for a protein of 231 amino acids. Lineage: Eukaryota; Fungi; Ascomycota; Dothideomycetes; Mycosphaerellales; Mycosphaerellaceae. The transcript has 2 exons. The record is from RefSeq and is a predicted model, not a curated record.
CAGGCUUCCCGUGCAAUUUGGCUUCCAAGAAUCUACAAGAACAGAGCAAGAAAAAAAAAAACACGAAAAACCAAAGCAAGAGCAACAAAACAGAAAACAAAACCAGCCCGUAUCACCAAAAUGCCUGGAAAGACAUUAGUAGUCCUAGGAAGCGGCCCCGGAAUCGGAGUCGCCAUCGCGCAGACAUUUUCCGUACGAGGCUUCACCCACAUCGCUCUAGUCGCACGCAACAGCGAGCGUCUCAAGGAGGACCAGGACAAAGUCUAUGAUGCCAUCCAGGAGCGAGGCUACUCGUGCCAGGUCAAGACGUGGACCUGCGACAUGUCCGAUUUGGAUGCGUUGAAGAAGACUUUGGGAGAAAUUGAAACUUUUGGUGGUUUGGAAUGUGUCUUGUUCAAUGCUGCGAGGGUGGCGGGUAAGCCGCCGCUUGAAGAGGAUAUUAUGGCGAUUGAGAGCGACUUUCGGUUGACCAAUCUCGCGCUGUACGAGACUGCUCUCUGGGCCAUUCCCAAGCUCAAGGAGGUCAAUGGCGAUGAUCGUGCGCCGUCGUUCUUCGUGACGAGCACUACCCAGCUCUGGAGGGAGCCCGUCUACGAGCUCGUCUCCCUGUCGAUGGUGAAAUCGGCGCAGCGAGCGCUGGUGCUCUCGCUGCAUCACCAAUAUGGAAAGGAUGUGCAUGUCGCUCUGCUUUCUGUCGGUGGCGUAGUAUCUCCAGAUGCCAAGAACCUGAGUCCGGAAAACAUCGCAGGCAAGGCGUGGCAGUUGUACAAACAACCACGCGACAAGUGGGAGAGAGAAGAGGCAAUUGAUGAGUAGUUGGCUCGGCUACCUGGAAGCUUUAGCUUUGUGUCCUCUCUACGUGCUAGCCUUUGUACUGAGUUUUCUUCUAGUAUAUCACUCAUUCUCAA